Messenger RNA from Botrytis porri, 2055 nucleotides. RefSeq lists its product as uncharacterized. The coding region runs from base 1 to 2055 and encodes 684 amino acids. The record is from RefSeq and is a predicted model, not a curated record. The transcript is spliced from 3 exons. Lineage: Eukaryota; Fungi; Ascomycota; Leotiomycetes; Helotiales; Sclerotiniaceae.
AUGUUUAUAUCGUCGACUUCUGGAUCACUACAGUCACGUCUCCCACCACGUAGGAAGAAACUUCCAUCGCUUUCUCCAAUUUGUCCAAAAUGCCAGGAAUUUCUAGAUUCACGCAACUUUCGACCUCGUGUUAUUUCACGUCAUUCCGAUAGGCUUAAGCUACCGACUCCUCUUGUCAUGGAAAAUUGCUUUUUAUGCUCACAGUUUUUGGGCGUGUCCCUUGCUGACCCUGCAGAUCAAGCCAUGUAUAUCGAAGCUCUGAGACUCAAUCCUCAACAUGUUUUGAGUGGUGUAUCUCAGCAAUGUUCAUUGUCUUAUAGCGUUGGUCCGUACAAGAUUUAUAGAGUGUUUCCCUCUGCCUAUCAUCCUACUGUCGAGGAAUGCGGAAACAGGCGCAACAUUGUGUCUCCAGAGCCACAGGAACUCGGCGUAUGUUCGCAAAAUCGACUCGCUGGAUUAGAGAGUUUUGUCUCAGUAGCUUCUUCUACAGGAUCUGAUGGGAGUCUGAAUCUUUCAAAACAAUGGUUACAGAACUGCGAUGAAAACCAUGUUUCCUGCUCACGUAACGCUACCACGUACCCAUAUUUCCUUCCUACCCGUCUCGUUGAUAUCGGAAUAGAAGAACCAGCGAUUACCCCACGGCUUCGUUUAAGAAAAGAUAUUCCACCAGAUUCAGUCUACUUCACUUUAAGUCAUUGCUGGGCUUUCAAAUACCUUCCAGGACGCAUUAUGGGUAGUCCGGAAUUAGGAGGACGAUACAUCUGGAUUGAUUCAUUAUGCAUUGUUCAAGAUUCCGAGACCGAUUGGUUAGUAGAAUCCGCCAGUAUGUGUGAUGUCUAUUCGAAUAGUUACUGCAAUAUCUGUGCCACGGCUGCAAGCGAUGGCAGUGAGGGAAUGUUCCGUGAUAGAGAGCCAUUACAAGUACAGCAGGGUUGGUUUCAAACAGCUAGCGAUAACGAAAAUCACUGUGUCAUUGACGUAUUUGCUUGGGAAAAAGAGGUGGAAAAAGGUUUUUUAUCCUCUAGGGCUUGGGUCUUCCAAGAACGACUAUUGUCUAGACGAAAUCUUCACUUUGGAUCUAGACAGUUAUUUUGGGAAUGUAUAGAUCAUGAAGCUUCUGAAACAUUACCCAGGGGCAUUCCAGAACUGGUCAUUAAAGGCUCCGGUGUGAAACCCCGAGUCAAAGUACUUUUCAAUGGUAUCGACAAAUACAAAUCAAACAGGUAUUCCGAAAGUGUACAAAUCUGGGAGGAAAUUGUAACAUUGUAUAUGAAAAGCAACUUGACUUUCAAAACGGACAGACUUGUUGCAAUCGGUGGAAUGGCAAGCGCAGCGUCUCAAACCAUAGCGGGAAAAUACUUAGCGGGAGUAUGGGAAAAACACCUGCUGCAUGGUAUUCUUUGGAAGGCUCUAAAUUACCCGUCCAAUCUUUCCAAAUUUACUCAAGCUCCCCUAGAGGUGCAAGAUUUUACCGCCCCCAGCUGGUCUUGGGCCUCUUUCGAUGCAGAAAUAGAAUUUCCUCCAAGGGUGCGAAGAAGUGGAGGUACCCAGCAAUUUGUUCAUGUCCUAGAAGCACAUGCGGAUCUAGCAAUUGAUAAUCCAUUUGGGAAAGCAUGUGGUGGAUAUAUCAAACUCAAGGGAGAUAUCGCCUGCACUACUUAUAGCCGCCCAAGAUUUCUCGGCUGGGGGAAAUGGGGUGAAGGUUUUGAGGAUUACUUCGGACGAGAUGUUAAAGGAUUGGGAGUUUGUAGCCGAACAAUCGCUUAUUUUGACUUUGAAGAUAUGUCAGAAAUUGACCGCCAGAUAAUGUAUAUUCUUCCUGUCUGUAAAUUCCGCAUGAAGUUUAUUGAUACUUGGGAGACUAGGGGUCUCAUACUAUUUCCGAUUAACAAAGCGAGAUGGGAGUUUCGAAGGUGUGGUAUGUUUACAUAUUAUAAUCAUGCCGAGCACAAUGAUAUGAUGUAUGAAUGUACAUCUUUCAGCCGCUGUCAGGAACGUGAAUCGACCGAAUUUGGUCUACAAGAUGACGGAAAAUUUAUUAUCAAGUUAUUCUGA